AUGGUACCAGAAGAUGGCCGCCGUGGAGGUAGAGGGGACCUCAAGCCCAUGAAGGUAUCGGCUGUGUCUCAACACCAGGAGAGGCUGUGUCUGGGCGAGUUGACCUUUCACCUGAUGAAGGCUUCAGGGAAGAUGUUUAAUAACGGGUCCAUGGAGGUCUCUACCAUCCUCACAGCCUGCACCCUGGACGACAUGAGGACAGGGGUACAGAGAGUUACCUAUAGGAUGCUGGGUAAGCGUGACGAGGCGAGCGAGGAAGCCAUGAUAGACGUGGCGUACACGCAGAGCGCCGGCGAGCGCCAGGUGGUGGCGGUGGUACAGAAGCUCUAUCUGUGCGCCAGCGUUGAGUUUCUCAUGGCAGUGGCAGACUUCUUCAUCCAGGCCCUGCCCCAGAGCUCUGCCCAGGACGUGCCCACUAACACCAAGCUAGCCCUGCCAGGCCUGGCCAAGACCUCCCAGCUACCCCUCAAACAGCUGGCCGAGCUUCGGGAUAGAGCCAACACUGACCCCAGAACAGGCUCCAGUCCCAGGACCAAGCUGCGUGCCGUCAUCCUAGACCCAGAGGUGGUGUUUGUGGCGAACCUGAUGAGAGCCGACGCUCCGGCACUGGUAGCCUCCUUCCAAUGUGACUUCAGUCUGAUGCUAGAGCCUGGGGGAGGGCCCCCUGGGGGAGGACAAAGCAUGACGGCCAACCUCAGAGAGCUCAAAGUUCUGGCCUGUCCCUUCAUCAGGACCAAUGAGACCAAGGUGGUCACCACGGUGCUACGUCCGUGUUCUGUCUUCCUGGAAACCAAAACCCGCCCCAACCAACCCCUUUCCGGCCGUGUGUCUGUGGAGGAAGUCAUUAUCAAAAUCUCCCCUGUCAUCCUGAACACAGUGAUGACCAUCACGGCAGCCAUGACGGCGAAACCCAAAGACGAGGCAGCAGAGGAGGAGAAGACUGAGGUCGGCAACCUGUGGUCCACCAUGAACAUCUACGCCUGCAGGGUUCCUGGGAGUGGACUCUGA
Oncorhynchus masou masou (cherry salmon) is the source of this 1008-nucleotide messenger RNA. Its product is annotated as intermembrane lipid transfer protein VPS13C-like. The transcript has 7 exons. Bases 1 to 1008 code for a protein of 335 amino acids. The record is from RefSeq and is a predicted model, not a curated record. Gene Ontology annotation, cellular component: extrinsic component of membrane. Gene Ontology annotation, biological process: protein targeting to vacuole; mitochondrion organization; protein retention in Golgi apparatus. NCBI's taxonomy places the organism in Eukaryota, Metazoa, Chordata, Actinopteri, Salmoniformes, Salmonidae.